Molecule: messenger RNA, 759 nt
Organism: Octodon degus (degu)
Lineage: Eukaryota; Metazoa; Chordata; Mammalia; Rodentia; Octodontidae
Product: melanoma-associated antigen 10-like
Exons: 1
Coding region: 1-759 (252 amino acids)
Biological process (GO): negative regulation of transcription by RNA polymerase II
Cellular component (GO): nucleus
Source: RefSeq, a predicted model, not a curated record
AUGGCCUCCAGCCAAGUGAGCCAAUCUAGUGAGAAUUCCAGGAGGGAAGAAGAGGAUAUAGGCAUUGCCUUGCAUGUGGUACGCAUUCAGUUCUUCUCCUAUGCGUUCCUAGAUGAUAGAAUAGCUAGAGUGUUGACAAUCUUGCUCCAGAAGUAUCAGAUGCAAGAGACAAUCACUGAAGCAGAAAUACUACACAUUUUGGGCCCUGAUUAUAUUAACAAUCAAACACCAGUAUUCACGACACUCUGUGAAACCAUGUGUCUGACCUUCGGCAUUGAUAUGAGGGAAGUGGACCCCAUGAGCCACACUUAUGCCCUCUUGCCUCUCUUGGGCCUCACUUACAGUGGAAUACUCAGUGAUAAUUACCAGUGUCUUUCCAAAGUAGAUUUCUUGGUAGUCAUCCUGACUAUCAUCUUCGUGAAAGGUAACUGUGCCAGUGAGGAUGACAUCAAGGAAUUCCUAAGAAAAAGGAAAAUGCUAGCUCAGAUAGAUCACUUUAUUCUUAGGGAGCCCUGGAAAUUCAUCACUGAGCAAUUGGUACAGGAAGGAUAUCUAGAGUACCGACAGGUGGCCAACAGUGAUCCUGCUCGUUAUGAGUUCCUGUGGGGUCCAAGGGCUCAUGCUGAAACCACCAAGAUGAAAGUCCUGCAGCAUUUGGCAAAGGUUGAUAGGAAAGAACCCAGUUCCUACCCACGUCUCUAUGCAGACGCUUUGGGACAGGAGCAAGAGGCUGCCCAUGCAUCAAAUACAGGCCAGUAA